GAUGAAGAAGGUUGCCUGUAUUUCGUCAUUUCAGCCAAGGCGGAACACAGAGCAAGGCUGUCUGCACCGUGCUACCAACCUCUUCAGUCUGCAGGGCAUUUGAUAUACCCACCACCUCCCAUUGAUUAUGCGAACUCCGGUCACAGAAUUCCGUGCAGCCCAGCCUCUGAGGGUGGGGCGUCCUGUCUCCGGGACGCCGGGUUUUCUCUGGAAUGCCCCAGGGGUAGGAGGCGAAGGACACUGGCACGGCGGGCCUCCGGAGCCAAGAGGUGACCAGGCUGGCUGGGCAGGGCUGAGUGGCUGGGCCGAGCACGUGAUGCUCCGAGCCUGCUUCCGAGGCCCUCUGUGCGCCUGAGGCUGAAAUCGACAUUUGCCUCUGGCAGGAAAAUGAGCUUGUCACUUUCUGCCUUCAUCAGACCCUCAACCCCAAGGAGCAGAUUUCGGUAGCGUUUUAACUUUAUAUCUCAGAAUCUGAAAGCGGAAGGUCAGGCAAACUGCACACAUCAAGCGAAACGCCCUGAGGGCCGGCCAACGCGAGGGUUUCGGGCCAUCGCCCCUCACCUCCCGGGACUUCCAGGGUCUUCCCCCCAACCCGGCGCGGAUUUCUCCGCCUCGCCCGAAGGGGUCACGUGGCAACGUGGGGCCCGCCUCCCGGUGACGUCACGGCGCUCGCAGCCGUCGCGCUGAAGAAAGGAUGCUCGAGGAUGCUGUCCAGGUGGGCGGCCGUGGGCGCGAUGCGGCACUGCAGGUGUAAUUAGCAUGGUCAAUGCGGGAGCAAUGAGUGGCUCUGGAAACCUGAUGGAUUUCCUCGAUGAACCAUUCCCUGACGUGGGGACGUAUGAGGACUUCCACACCAUCGACUGGCUAAGGGAAAAGUCACGGGACACUGACAGACACAGGAAGAUCACCAGCAAGAGCAAGGAGUCCAUAUGGGAGUUCAUCAAGAGCCUGCUGGAUGCCUGGUCGGGAUGGGUGGUGAUGCUGCUCAUCGGCCUGCUGGCAGGCACCUUGGCUGGAGUCAUCGAUCUCGCCGUGGACUGGAUGACGGAUCUGAAGGAGGGGGUCUGCCUGUCUGCCUUCUGGUACAGCCAUGAGCAGUGCUGUUGGACUUCUAAUGAGACCACUUUUGAGGACAGAGACAAGUGUCCCCUGUGGCAGAAAUGGUCGGAGCUGCUGGUGAAUCAGUCAGAGGGUGCCAGUGCUUACAUUCUGAAUUACUUAAUGUACAUCCUAUGGGCGCUGCUGUUUGCAUUUCUGGCUGUCUCCCUGGUGCGUGUAUUUGCACCAUAUGCCUGUGGCUCUGGCAUACCAGAGAUAAAGACUAUUUUGAGUGGCUUCAUCAUCAGGGGUUACUUGGGGAAGUGGACCCUGCUAAUCAAGACAGUCACGCUGGUGCUGGUAGUGUCCUCUGGCCUGAGCCUUGGGAAGGAAGGGCCGCUAGUGCACGUGGCUUGUUGCUGUGGCAACUUCUUCAGCAGCCUUUUCUCCAAGUACAGCAAGAAUGAGGGCAAGAGGCGAGAGGUGCUUUCAGCAGCAGCGGCUGCCGGAGUCUCUGUUGCCUUUGGUGCACCAAUUGGAGGCGUGCUUUUCAGUCUAGAAGAGGUCAGUUACUACUUUCCCCUGAAGACCUUGUGGAGGUCAUUUUUCGCAGCGCUGGUGGCGGCCUUUACGCUGCGAUCGAUCAAUCCCUUUGGAAAUAGCCGUCUUGUUCUCUUUUACGUGGAAUAUCACACACCCUGGUACAUGGCUGAACUCUUCCCCUUCAUCCUACUUGGGGUCUUCGGGGGCUUAUGGGGAACCCUCUUCAUCCGCUGCAACAUUGCCUGGUGCAGAAGGCGCAAGACCACCAGGCUGGGGAAGUACCCAGUGCUGGAGGUCAUUGUGGUGACCGCCAUCACUGCCAUCGUUGCCUACCCCAAUCCCUACACACGCCAGAGCACCAGCGAGCUCAUUUCUGAGCUGUUCAAUGACUGUGGGGCCCUUGAGUCUUCCCAGCUCUGUGACUACAUCAACGACCCCAACAUGACUCGGCCAGUGGAUGACAUUCCAGACCGGCCAGCUGGUGUCGGUGUUUACACAGCCAUGUGGCAGCUGGCCCUGGCACUGAUCUUCAAAAUAGUCGUUACCAUAUUUACCUUUGGCAUGAAGAUCCCGUCGGGCCUCUUCAUCCCCAGCAUGGCUGUGGGCGCGAUAGCAGGCAGGAUGGUGGGAAUUGGUGUGGAGCAGCUGGCAUACCAUCACCACGACUGGAUCAUCUUCAGGAACUGGUGUAGACCCGGUGCAGACUGUGUCACACCAGGGCUUUACGCAAUGGUGGGGGCUGCGGCCUGCCUUGGUGGAGUUACCAGGAUGACAGUGUCAUUGGUGGUCAUCAUGUUUGAAUUAACAGGGGGUCUGGAAUACAUUGUGCCCCUGAUGGCGGCAGCUGUGACCAGCAAGUGGGUAGCUGAUGCAUUUGGGAAAGAAGGCAUCUACGAGGCCCACAUCCACUUAAAUGGGUACCCUUUCCUCGACGUUAAGGAUGAAUUUACCCACCGCACACUGGCCACUGAUGUCAUGCGGCCUCGGCGGGGAGAGCCGCCACUGUCAGUGCUCACCCAGGACAGCAUGACCGUCGAAGAUGUGGAGACGCUCAUCAAGGAGACUGACUACAAUGGCUUCCCUGUGGUGGUCUCCAGAGACUCCGAGCGCCUCAUUGGAUUUGCCCAGAGAAGGGAACUUAUUCUCGCAAUAAAGAAUGCCAGACAGAGGCAGGAGGGCAUCGUGAGCAAUUCCAUCAUGUACUUCACAGAGGAGCCCCCUGAGCUGCCAGCCAACAGCCCACAUCCCCUGAAGCUGCGGCGCAUCCUGAACCUCAGCCCAUUCACAGUCACAGACCACACCCCAAUGGAGACGGUGGUGGAUAUCUUCCGUAAACUGGGACUCCGGCAGUGUCUGGUGACGCGGAGUGGGAGACUUCUUGGCAUCAUCACAAAAAAGGAUGUUCUGAGACAUAUGGCCCAGAUGGCAAACCAGGACCCCGAAUCCAUCAUGUUUAAUUAGCAACAAGGUGGCAAUUAUUUUCAGAAAAACACUGACUGUGUCAUUUAAAAAGAAAUAAAUGAUAUGUUAUUAUUCCAAUGAAAGAUCACGCAUUGGGGACAGCAGAAACAAAAGCUUUGUUUGAAAGGAGGGGAAGAAGAAUGAAACCUUUAAAAACAAAAGUAUCAAUGAUUAGGCAUUUUAUAGCUUUAACCCCAUAUGAGUUUCAAGCUGUGUUUCCUAAUGAGUUUGCUACUGCUGUGGGGGCAUGUGGGUGGGUGUAAAUGAUGUGAUCUAUACAAGUAUGUGGAGCAUGAAUGCUGACUUAAGAAACUUUUACCCCUUCUUCUCAAGGCUGAUGUUUGUAACUUACAAACACACGUGAAGCGUUGAGUCCAAGAGACAAAAGGGUAUCAGCAUGUCAGCAUCCUUAUUUAUUGGUUCUUGAAGUUUUGCUGCUAUGUUACUGAAUCAUAUUAAAGACAUUUGCACUUACUUUGAUGAAAAAGAAAAAUUAAAUUUGAACACAGUGAAAGCUGCAAGUAUGCCAGUGGGUUCGCUCACAACCAUCCCAUUUCUUGCUCCUGUUCUCAGCCCGUUAUCUGACUUAUCCAUCAGUUUCCGAACCAACACCAGGCGCGCCUGCCAUGAUGAGUGUGAAGAAAUCAUUUCUCUAUGCAAGACUGGCAUCCUGGGCCUGCAUGAUGAACUAUUGGAGCAUAUAGUACUGUGCUGUGUCUCCUCCCAUACAAAGGGACGCAUCGUUAUUUUGAGGGUAUACACACCCGAUCAUUGAUUUGCAUCCCCAUUGCAUUUGCUUCAUUUAUUUAUUGCUUUUGCCCAUGCAUUCAAUAUUGAUCAUCUCAGCACUUCAUGAGCCAUAGCUGGUAGUCUCCCAGUCUGUCAUAAGCGUGCUUUCAUUUACAGUAGCAUAUGCAAGAGUCCAAACAGGCUACCCAGUGUUACCACUUAUUUUUCCUCUCAGGUCUUAUCAGAUACGACUGGAGAGGAUGAGGCAUAUGAGUUCUCAGUGGGAACCCCUCCAAAUGGAUUGCAAGAGAAAUACUAAAUUGAUUCUAAAUCUGUUCCAUUAUCUUCUCUGUAGGAUGCAAAAUGUCCAGUUUGAAUGUAUAAGCAUGUGCUUCAUACUUGCAAUCACAGCACAGGAGGACAGUGUUAAAUUUUAUACAGCCAAUUUGAGCACCGGGCAUUUUUGUAUUUGAACUUAAUGACACAUUUACUCUUUUAGUCAGGAUUUUGGUCUUUUCUGCA
This is a messenger RNA of Sapajus apella (tufted capuchin), 4293 nucleotides long. It is a transcript of the gene CLCN4, whose product is annotated as chloride voltage-gated channel 4. Gene Ontology annotation, molecular function: voltage-gated chloride channel activity. The transcript has 13 exons. Lineage: Eukaryota; Metazoa; Chordata; Mammalia; Primates; Cebidae. Gene Ontology annotation, cellular component: Golgi apparatus; synaptic vesicle; early endosome. Gene Ontology annotation, biological process: chloride transport; transmembrane transport. The record is from RefSeq and is a predicted model, not a curated record. Bases 760 to 3042 code for a protein of 760 amino acids.